Messenger RNA from Durio zibethinus, 1248 nucleotides. RefSeq names its product COBRA-like protein 4. NCBI's taxonomy places the organism in Eukaryota, Viridiplantae, Streptophyta, Magnoliopsida, Malvales, Malvaceae. Gene Ontology annotation, cellular component: plasma membrane. Gene Ontology annotation, biological process: plant-type cell wall cellulose biosynthetic process; cellulose microfibril organization. The record is from RefSeq and is a predicted model, not a curated record.
AUCAAAUGGGAUAUCAUGUCCUGGACUCCAGAUGGCUAUGUAGCAGUAGUAACAAUGACCAACUUCCAAAUGUAUCGGCACAUAAUGAGCCCUGGCUGGCGCUUAGGGUGGGUAUGGGCUAAGAAAGAAGUGAUCUGGUCAAUGGUGGGAGCCCAAGCGACUGAUCAAGGAGAUUGUUCUAAGUUUAAAGGAAACAUCCCACACUGUUGUAAGAGGAACCCCACAGUUGUUGACUUGCUCCCUGGAGUCCCAUACAACCAACAGAUUGCCAAUUGCUGCAAAGGAGGUGUUGUGUCCUCAUGGGGCCAAGACCCGUCAGCUGCAGUUUCCUCCUUUCAGCUGAGUGUUGGUCUUUCUGGUACUUCCAAUAAAACAGUUAAACUGCCUAAGAAUUUCACUUUGCUUGGUCCUGGUCUGGGCUACACAUGUAGCCAAGCAAAAAUAGUACCACCCACAGUUUUUAUCUCAGCUGAUGGUCGACGAAAAACUCAAGCAUUGAUGACAUGGAAUGUGACAUGCACGUACUCUCAGAUCCUGGCUUCACGAUAUCCAACCUGUUGUGUCUCGAUGUCAUCUUUUUACAACUCUACAAUUACUCCUUGUCCAACAUGUUCUUGUGGCUGCCAAAACAGGAAUAAUUGUGUCUCGAGUAAUUCAGAGAUCAGAACUGUUGUAGGAACGAAUGCAUCAACGAGCCAAAAUACCAACACCAUAAAAUGCACAAAUCACAUGUGCCCAAUUCGUGUGCAUUGGCAUGUGAAGCUCAAUUACCAGGCGUAUUGGCGAGUCAAGAUGACCGUCACCAAUUUCAACUACCAGAUGAACUAUACACAGUGGACGCUUGUUGCUCAACAUCCAAAUCUCAACAACAUCACUCAAGUUUUUAGCUUUGACUACAAGCCUCUCAUCCCAUACCAAUCUCUAAAUGACACUGGUAUGUUCUAUGGUUUGAAGUUCUAUAAUGAUGUUCUAAUGGAAGCCGGACCAGAUGGAAAUGUUCAGUCAGAGUUGAUUCUUCAAAAGGGCAUGAAUACAUUCACAUUUAAGCAGGGUUGGGCUUUUCCCCGGAAAAUAUACUUCAAUGGUGAUGAAUGCAAGAUGCCAGCUCCUGAUGAAUAUCCUUACCUACCAAAUUCUGCCAAAUCAAAUCUAAUUUCAUCAUUUACAAUGGCUACCUUCAUGAUUCUGGUUUUGCUAGUCUUUUGGUGAUAAUUUGAAGAGCCUGAAACCAGGGAAAUUAAGCUGAAG